CCAAGAUGGUUUGCGUGGGGUGGGGGGUAUCACCAUGCCCCAGUUCUUUCCUAUCCCCACAUGAGAAGCAAGGAAUGUCGAGUGAGAGGCCUUCUUGUGUUUUCCCUGAAGUGCAUUCUACUUAACGAUGCUGUUGUCCUGUGCAGCUCACCACGCGCCGGCUGUCAGUGUUUUGUUAGUGGAACUGCUGGCCAUAUAUAAUCUAGGACCAAACAAUCAACAGAUGAGUGUGUUUUAUUUUUAUUUAUUUAUUUAUUUAUUUAUUUAUUUAUUUAUUUAUUUAUUUUGAGACGGAGUUUCACUCUUGUUACCCAGGCUGGAGUGCAAUGGCGCGAUCUUGGCUCACCGCAACCUCCGCCUCCUGGAUUCAGGCAAUUCUCCUGCCUCAGCCUCCUGAGUAGCUGGGAUUACAGGCACGCGCCACCAUGCCCAGCUAAUGUUUUGUAUUUUUAGUAGAGACGGGGUUUCACCAUGUUGACCAGGUUGGUCUCGAUCUCUGGACCUCGCGAUCCACCCGCCUCGGCCUCCCAAAGUGCUGGGAUUACAGGCUUGAGCCACCGCUCCCGGCCAUGAGUGUGUUUUAUAACACUGCUUACGGACCACGGAGGCUCAGCAGGCAGUCAACUUGUAUUUUGCAUACAUACCUUAGUUUUCUCAAUCUAGCUACUGCACAGACUGGCUUUGUAUCUUGUACUAUGGGUGUGAGUUGACUUUCUUCCAGCAGUCUCUCCUUCGGGGUGGCGCUGAAUAUCCCCUCAUUUCAGCUUUUUGUGGUGCUCCUUUGCCUCAUUUUUCUAAGCCAUAAUGUCUAGCCUGGUCUCAGCUCCAAGGCAAGAACAGAAAUACAGAUAAGGACAGAAAUGCUAUAGCGAAUUCUACCACCAUUUGGAUGAAUAAUAAAAAAAUAAAACAUUUAUUUUAUAGCAUCUGCAAACAUCCCAAAACCUUUCAACCAAAAUACAUAUAAAUGAGUGUGUAGACCAAAGUAAGGACAUCAAGAUGUUAUAUUUAAAAAUAAAUCAAGAUUAAAGGCAAUGUCCUUCUCUUUUAGGAACAUUGCAAAUACAAUUGCAAUACUCCAAGUACAUAUUCUGUACCCAGCCACCUGGGACUACUGGGAACUUCUAUGCCAAUUGUGACUUUCUCACCCCUCAAAUUAACAUGCAGUGAAUAAUUACAUAUUGUAAACACCUGGAAGUGGAAGAGGCAGUGGGGAUAAAUUAAGAGGAAGAGUAAAGCUAAUACCAUAAGUUCGUUGCAUAGCAACAGAUCUGAGUAUCAUCAUGAAUAAUUGGUUAGCUUUUCCACAUGCCUCAGAAGUUUCAGCAAUCACCUAACAAACAUUUUAGGAAUCCAGAUUUCUCAAAAAUUGAGAGAUUUAAGAUAAUUCCUCAAUUUAUCUUGGACUUUCAGCUUAGUAGCUAGCCCAGUACUAUAACAAUGACAGGUUUUAAGUAAAUGGCAGGGGAAAAGGGAGGAAAUCUAAAUAACCAAUCUCUAGCUGGUGAAUAGAUUGGCUGAAUAAGGUGUUAUCAGCUGCUUGAUAUAGAGCUGAUAAAAAUCAUCUUCAGCUAGGCAUACUUGAGGCCUGAUUACAGAGGUGAUGCUCUUCCACCCACACACCUAAAAUUUAUUUAAGAAACCAAGCUAGGCUCUUCCUGGCUUUUAGGAAGAGGACUGGCAUGGAGAAAUAUGUUCCUCGCUAGUUCUCCCAAGCCAUGGCGCUUCCCAGCAAAUUACUCCUUUGGUUUUGCUGCUUUGCCUGGCUAUGUUUUCCUAUUAGUGUUGGUUCUCAGGCUUCUAGGGGAGACGCUCAGAUUGCUGCUAGUGCUGAGUUGGCAUCUGAGGCUAAGCCUUGGUCCUUGCUGCAGCCUAUAGAGGAGAGAGACAGAGCUGGCCUCCUUCCCCCGCUUUUCAAAGUUCUCUCUGGUGGGCGAGGUGGGGCACCUAGGCUGCAGCCAGACUCCAGAGCUUUGCACUACAUGAAGAAGCUCUAUAACACAUAUGCUACGAAGGAAGGGAUUCCUAAAUCCAAUAGAAGUCACCUCUACAACACUAUUCGGCUCUUCACCCCCUGUACCCAGCACAAGCAGGCUCCUGGAGACCAGGUAACAGGAAUCCUUCCAUCAGUGGACCUGCUAUUUAACCUGGAUCGCAUUACUACCGUUGAACACUUACUCAAGUCAGUCUUGCUGUACGCUAUCAGUGACUCAGUUUCUUUUUCCUCUGCUAUCAAAUGUAUGUGCAACCUGAUGAUGAAGGAACCAAAGUUUUCUAGCAAGACACUCCCCAGAGGUCCAUACUCAUUUACCUUUAACUCACAGUUUGAACUUGGAAAGAAACACAAGUGGAUUGAGAUUGAUGUGACUAGCCUCCUUCAACCUUUAGUGGCCUCCAACAAGAGAAGUGUUCACAUGUCUGUAAAUUUUACAUGCAUGAAAGACCAGCUGCAGCAUCCUUUGGCACAGAAUGGUUUGUUUAACAUGACUCUUGUGGUGCCCCCCUCACUCAUCUUAUAUUUGAAUGACACAAGCGCUCAGGCUUAUCACAGGUGGUAUUCCCUUCACUAUAAAAGGAGGCCUUCCCAGUGUCCUGACCAGGAGAGAAGUCUGUCUGCCUAUCCUGUGGGAGAAGAGGCUGCUGAGGUUGGGAGAACUUCCCAUCACCGUCACCGCAGAGGUCAGGAAACUGUCAGCUCUAAAUUGAAGAAGCCCCUGGUCCCAGCUGCCCUCAAUCUGAGUGAGUACUUCAAACAGUUUCUUUUUCCCCAAAAUGAGUGUGAGCUCCAUGACUUUAGACUUAGCUUUAGUCAGCUGAAGUGGGACAACUGGAUUGUGGCUCCGCACAGAUACAACCCUCGAUACUGUAAAGGGGACUGUCCAAGGGCAGUUGGACAUCGGUAUGGCUCUCCAGUUCACACCAUGGUGCAGAACAUCAUCUAUGAGAAGCUGGACUCCUCAGUGCCAAGACCAUCAUGUGUACCUGCCAAAUACAGCCCCCUGAGUGUGUUGACUAUUGAGCCUGAUGGCUCAAUUGCCUAUAAAGAGUAUGAAGAUAUGAUAGCUACAAAGUGUACCUGUCGUUAACAAAUGGUCCUCUUAAAACCUUGAGCCUGUUUGGCAAAGUAUCUGUGCCUUCAAGAGAAAGCUUCAUAUGUUAAGUCUCAAUAAAAUGCAGCGUAUGUUAUAUAAAGAGGAGCCUGUGUAGAUUAGUACCUUACAUGGCAUCUAUCAGGAUAACGGGAUAACAUCAAUUGUUGCUUCAGAGCCUUUUUUAUUUCCAAAUUUAAAUGAAAUAUAAUUAUUGUGGAGAACUUUACAUUUUUUUCCUUGAGCUAUUUUUUCAUAGGAGUCUGUUUCUUGAUAGGGAAAAAAACCUUAUUUAGCAUAAAUCCUGGAUGGACUUGCACUAUAAAUAGGCAAUUCAGAUUGUAGUCUUAAUCGAAAAAUAAAUUUCUGUCAA
Messenger RNA from Callithrix jacchus (white-tufted-ear marmoset), 3462 nucleotides. It is a transcript of the gene GDF9, whose product is annotated as growth differentiation factor 9. The record is from RefSeq and is a predicted model, not a curated record. Lineage: Eukaryota; Metazoa; Chordata; Mammalia; Primates; Cebidae. Gene Ontology annotation, molecular function: cytokine activity; growth factor activity. Gene Ontology annotation, cellular component: extracellular region.